Dreissena polymorpha is the source of this 1455-nucleotide messenger RNA. Its product is annotated as trans-L-3-hydroxyproline dehydratase-like. NCBI's taxonomy places the organism in Eukaryota, Metazoa, Mollusca, Bivalvia, Myida, Dreissenidae. Gene Ontology annotation, molecular function: hydro-lyase activity. The record is from RefSeq and is a predicted model, not a curated record. The coding region runs from base 236 to 1246 and encodes 336 amino acids. The transcript is spliced from 5 exons.
UAAAUUCGCAAGAUUCGCUCGAUACAAUGCAUUACUCAGCUCUUUUAUUAUUUUUCCUUCCGUUCCUACGUGUGAGAUAUUAACCUAGUCCUACAAGGUCGUGGAAACGAGUUGAUAUCGAUAGACAAAAAGUCUGCAUGCCUCAUCUGUGUCAUCGUAGUCGACAGGCCGGUGCAGUGGUAAACAAGUUGCAAAAUAGCACAAAGCGGUUAGGUGACAUUAACAAGCCACAGUAAUGGACGACAUUAAAAUCGACACCGUUGAGAUGCACACGGGAGGCGAGCCGCUGAGAAUAGUCACCGCGGGACUUCCGGUACUGCAUGGCGAAACACUGCUAGAAAAAAGGCGUUAUUUGCGAGAUAACCUGGACCACAUACGCAAGUUUCUUAUUUUCGAACCACGAGGACAUUACGACAUGUAUGGGGUGUACAUAGUUGAGCCUGACAUGAAGGAUGCCGAUUUCGGGUGCAUAUUUUUCCACAAUGAGGGCUAUUCGACCAUGUGCGGCCACGCCGUAAUUGCGCUGGGUCGGUACGCGGUUGACCGCGGCUUGGUGCAGAAGGCUACGGCACCGGAAACGCGCGUUGUUAUGCAGUGUCCGUGCGGUCUCGUGGAGGCCUUUGUAGAGUAUGACGGCGAGAAGACCGGUAGUGUUCGAUUCAACAGCGUCCCGGCGUUUUUGUUUCAGAAAGACGUGGAAGUCGAUGUAGCGGGACGUGGGAACAUCCUGGUGGACGUCGGCUACGGGGGAGCCUUUUACGCGCUUCUUCCGGUGGACAGACUCGGCCUGAGCCUUGCUAAGUCGUCUGUACAAGAGUUGAAGCAAGCAGCUGGUCUCAUUACCGAGACGUUGAAACCUAGCCUACAGCUACGUCACCCCGACAACGCGGAUCUGGCGUUCCUUUACGGUACCAUAUUGACGGACGGAAAUGACGCUGGCAAUUCACCCGAAUCGGCGAACAUGUGCGUGUUUGCUGAUAAAGAGGUCGAUAGAAGCCCAUGUGGGUCCGGAGUGACGGCACGAAUCGCCCAGCAUUUCCAAAGAGGUUUGGUGCAGCUGAACGAAACGCGGGUUUUCCGCGGACCGACUGGAUCAAAGUUUAAGGCCAAGGCAGUGAAACAGGUCACGUGCGGGUCACAUGACGCGGUUAUUGUGGAGGUUUCGGGUCAAGGUCACUAUUCGGGCACGUGCAGUUUUACUUUAGAAGCAGACGACAGCAUUGGGAAGGGAUUUCUGUUAAAAUAAUGAUCCAGAACUUCCAAAGAAAAAUACCUUAUAUUUAAACAUAGCAUCUUAGCAUCACAUACUCGUGUUUAGUCAGAAAAAUCGUGAAGGGAUGUUUGGCAAAAAAAUUAGUUAGGAACUCUUAUAAUUGUUCAGAUCGAAGUAUACUCAAGUGUGCAUGUAUAAUUUUUGCUUUACACUUUUGCUUAAAUAUAUACAAGGAUGCAUGA